UUAGAUCUUUUCUUCAAGAAAUUUCUAAAGAUUUACCCCAUUCUGACACGUCAUCUGAAAUAGAAGAAAUACCUUCCUUGACUUUCGGAAAAGCAGAUGCAAAAAAACUUAAAGAGUUACUAAAGAUACCGAUCGCCCUAUGCACAGCACAGAAUAAGAUAGUUGCUGAAAUUAAAAAAUUACUCCUCAGUGGUACUUCUAUUAAUGUUAUAAAGAGAAGAAUUGCUACAGCUCUAAAGAUUUAUGAUAUCUUUAGCACAAUUGAUAACAAAUCUAAAUUUAGAAUAGAAAGAGAAAGUUCAAAUAUAUGGACAGACUUCGAUGUAUUGCAGAGCAAUGACCCAAAGGGUUUUAAUUCUGUUGGGAGUGGUGCUAUCAUUAGUCUUAGAGGUGGUGCUAUUGUUAGUCUUGGGGGUGGUAGCAUCGUUAGUCUUGGAGGUAGUAGCAUCAUUAGUCUUGGGGGUGGUGCUAUCUUUAGUACUCAUUUCACAGUUUUAAUUAAAAAAUAUAAUUUUCAUGAAAAUUAUUCAAGUCUUCUUACUCAACUAUCACCUUCAUUAAUAAAAGCUGGAUGGAAUCAGCUUACAACUCGAAAAAAAAAUCCAUUAUCAGAAAGAGAAGCCAGUAGUAUUAGCUCUAUUAUAGAGGCAUUUUUAAAGCAUGAAGUUGAUAGAUACCAAAGAAAUAAAAAAUCUCAAUAUAAUCCUACAAUAGAAUCUCGAAUCUCUGAUUCUUCCCCUAAUAGCUUGCUUCAUAGACCUGAAGAGUUAUACUCUGAAGAAGAGAUUAAUGCUAGAAUCAAAGAAGCUACAGAUAAUUUACAUCAAGAAUUUAUUAAAUCUACUGAAGAAACCUUAAAAACUAUUAAGCAACAGAAAGAUAUAGAAUGCAAUCAAAUUAAGAUAGAUAUGGCUAAUUGGAGUACAAAAUUAUUUGAACUUUCAUUAAAAAAAUAUAUUCAAGAUGGUACUAUAUAUAAUUUUAUUCAUGCAUUAGAAGAAAAAGAUUGUAAAUCAUAUUCUAAUAUAUCUUGGAAAAAGUGA
Molecule: messenger RNA, 1043 nt
Organism: Cetraspora pellucida
Lineage: Eukaryota; Fungi; Glomeromycota; Glomeromycetes; Diversisporales; Gigasporaceae
Source: the annotation of a GenBank genome assembly